This is a messenger RNA of Manihot esculenta (cassava), 3265 nucleotides long. Its product is annotated as transcriptional corepressor LEUNIG. Gene Ontology annotation, molecular function: protein binding. Gene Ontology annotation, cellular component: nucleus. The record is from RefSeq and is a predicted model, not a curated record. Lineage: Eukaryota; Viridiplantae; Streptophyta; Magnoliopsida; Malpighiales; Euphorbiaceae. The transcript has 19 exons. Bases 315 to 3023 code for a protein of 902 amino acids.
GGGCUUUUAUGGUAAAUUUAGGUACCAAAGCCAUUAUGAUAUCUGCAACAGCAACUCGACCCAUCAAAAAUUAAUCCAAAAAAAAAUAUUCUUAAAAAAAAGAAAAAAAAUUUAGAAAUUCUCAAACCGAUAAACGUUUUUGGGUUUGCAGUGUUUUUUGUCUCGGUGUUUAUGGGUUCUGUUUGUAAAUUGGUAUUAUAUUUUGUAGCUGAAAUUCCAUAGUAUGUUCAUCACUGUGUUGGAGUUUUAGAGGUGAAGAGAACUGGUUCUGACAUUAUUACAAACUGUUUAUGUGAGCUCCUUGAUUCGACAACAUGUCUCAAACCAACUGGGAAGCUGACAAAAUGUUAGAUGUGUAUAUCCAUGAUUAUCUGGUGAAGAGAGAUUUGAAGGCUUCUGCUCAGGCUUUUCAAGCUGAGGGAAAAGUAUCAUCUGAUCCUGUGGCUAUUGAUGCACCUGGAGGCUUUCUCUUUGAAUGGUGGUCGGUUUUCUGGGAUAUAUUUAUUGCUAGGACAAAUGAGAAGCACUCGGAGGUCGCUGCGUCUUAUAUCGAGACUCAAUUCAUUAAAGCGCGGGAGCAGCAGCAGCAACAGCAACAGCAGCAGCAGCAAGCUCAACCACCACAGCAUCAACAGCAACAGCAGCAGCAGCAGCAACAGCAUCUGCAGAUGCAACAAAUCCUAUUGCAGAGGCAUGCGCAGCAGCAGCAGCAGCAACAACAGCAGCAACAGCCUCCCCAGCAGCAGCAGCAGCAACAGCAACAGCCCCCCCAGCAACAGCAGCAGCAACAGCCUCCCCAGCAACAGCAACAGCAGCGAAGGGAUGGGACACACCUCCUAAAUGGUACUACAAAUGGGCUUGUGGCAAGCGAUCCUCUCUUGCGCCAAAACCCUGGAACUGCAAACGCCAUGGCAACAAAGAUGUAUGAGGAAAGAUUAAAACUGCCAAUUCAGAGGGAUUCUUUGGACGAUGCUGCAAUGAAGCAGAGAUUUGGUGAGAAUGUAGGCCAGCUUUUGGAUCCAAAUCACACCUCAAUAUUGAAGACUACAGCACCUGGCCAGCCUUCAGGGCAAGUGUUACAUGGUGCGGCGGGUGGAAUGUCCCAACAGGUUCAGGCUCGGAAUCAGCAACUUCCAGGGUCUACACCAGAUAUAAAGAGUGAGAUCAACCCACCCAGAGCCGCUGGUCCGGAGGCAUCAUUAAUAGGAAUUCCUGGAUCAAAUCAAGGUGGUAACAAUUUGACCUUAAAAGGGUGGCCGCUCACUGGACUGGAUCAACUGCGCUCUCUUCAGCAACAAAAACCUUUUAUACAGGCUCCUCAGCCCUUUCAUCAACUUCAGAUGUUGACACCACAACACCAGCAACAGCUUAUGCUUGCACAGCAAAAUUUAACAUCACCAUCUGCUAGUGAUGAGAAUAGAAGAUUGAGAAUGCUUUGGAACAACCGAAAUAUUCUGCCUGGGAAGGAUGGGCUUACGAAUUCUAUUGGUGAUGUGGUUCCAAAUGUUGGAUCUCCUUUACAAGCUGGUGCCUCUCUUUUGCCUCGUGGAGAUACAGACAUGCUGAUUAAGUUAAAAAUGGCUCAGAUGCAGCAGCAGCAACAACAGCAGCAGCAGCAGAACAGUAAUCCACAGCAGCAGCAGCAGCAGCAGCAGCAGCUUCACAAUCAUCAUCAGCAAGAUAAGAUGGGGGGUGCUGGUAGUGUCACAGUAGAUGGUAGCAUGUCCAGCUCUUUUCGAGGAAAUGAUCAGGUUUCAAAAAACCAGACAGGAAGAAAGAGAAAGCAGACAGUAUCAUCUUCAGGUCCUGCCAAUAGCUCUGGAACUGCAAAUACUGCAGGACCAUCCCCAAGUUCAGCACCCUCGACACCUUCAACUCACACUGCGGGAGAUGUGAUCUCAAUGCCUUCUUUACCACAUACUGGUAGUUCUUCUAAGCCUCUAGUGAUGUUUGGUAGUGAUGGCACAGGCACUCUCACAUCUCCAGCUAAUCAGUUGUGGGAUGAUAAGGAUCUUGAAUUGCAGGCUGAUAUGGAUCGUUUUGUGGAGGAUGGAUCCCUUGAGGAUAAUGUUGAUUCUUUUUUAUCCCAUGAUGACGCCGAUCCUAGGGAUACAGUUCCUCGUAUGGAUGUCACAAAAGGGUUUACAUUUAAUGAAGUAACUUCUGUUAGAGCGAGUGCAAGCAAAGUAAUUUGUUGCCACUUCUCAUCAGAUGGGAAAUUGCUUGCUAGUGGUGGCCACGAUAAAAAGGCUGUAUUGUGGUACACAGAUAAUUUAAAGCCAAAAACCACCCUUGAAGAACAUUCAUCAUUGAUUACGGACGUGCGAUUCAGUCCAAGCAUGCCACGCCUUGCAACAUCAUCGUUUGACAAAACUGUCAGGGUUUGGGAUGCUGACAAUCCUAGUUACUCAUUACGCACUUUUACGGGACAUUCUGCCUCUGUCAUGUCACUCGACUUCCACCCAAGUAAGGAUGACCUCAUCUGCUCUUGUGAUGGGGAUGGUGAAAUACGUUACUGGAGUAUUAACAAUGGCAGUUGUUCGAGAGUAUUCAAGGGUGGUACGGCCCAAAUGAGAUUUCAACCCCGUUUAGGGAGGUAUCUUGCUGCAGCUGCUGAAAAUGUUGUAUCUAUAUUAGACGUCGAGACACAAGCUUGCCGGCAUUCAUUACAGGGACAUACGAAGGCAAUCCACUCCGUGUGCUGGGAUCCUUCUGGUGAGUAUCUAGCAUCUGUCAGUGAGGAUUCUGUCAGAGUCUGGAGACUUGGAUCAGGGAGUGAGGGGGACUGUGUUCAUGACUUGAGCUGUAAUGGCAACAAAUUCCAUUCCUGUGUUUUCCACCCUACAUAUCCUUCAUUGCUAGUAAUUGGUUGUUACCAGUCUUUGGAGCUAUGGAACAUGAGUGAGAACAAGACUAUGACUUUGUCGGCUCAUGAAGGACUAAUUGCUGCUCUUGCUGUAUCGCCUGUGACAGGGUUGGUUGCAUCUGCUAGUCAUGAUAAGUUUGUGAAGCUGUGGAAGUAAUGUGAUUGUAACUCCCAAGCAUUUAUUUAAAUGCUUUUUGGUUUGCUUUAUUUUGAUUAAGUUGAUGUGGCCUAUUUUGUGAUAUAUUCAAUUUCAGGUCCUUAUAACCCUUGAAACUAACCUUUUGCUGUUGUAUCUGUUGCAUAACACCACCGUUGACAUACACUUCACUGUUCCAAGUUUCUUGGACAGUUUGUAAUGUUUUGUACUCUACACAGAAGUACAUGCUUUUUAUCCAUAGA